Messenger RNA from Linum trigynum, 4908 nucleotides. NCBI's taxonomy places the organism in Eukaryota, Viridiplantae, Streptophyta, Magnoliopsida, Malpighiales, Linaceae. The record is from the annotation of a GenBank genome assembly.
AUUAAUCCACAAAUUAAUAUAGAUUUUAAUUACAAAAUUUUGUGUUUUACUUUUUUUUUUUUUUUUCAAAGUGAUUUUCCAUGGGUAAAACAAAAAGGACUAAUCACGAGUUUACAAAGGGUAGCAGUAAAAAAUUUACUGCUGAUAUUCAGGUUAAGUAAAUAAUAAAGUGGAAAACGGUGGGCUCUCAGUCGGUUCAGUACUUGGCCUGUCCCUCUUUCCCUCUCUUUCUCUCUCCUUCUCUGUACUGUUUCUUACAGCGAGAGAAAGAAAAGAUUCAGUCUUUCCUUCUACAGAUCUCGCUUCCCAGUUCACAUGCUCACUUUACUUACUCCCUCUCCCCUUCUACUAGCUCAAACCCUUCUUCCAAGCUCCCAUUUUCACGCUCAAGCUUCGACUUACACACUGCAGCAGCUCCCAACAUUGGUGAAAAGUUCAGUGAUUGAGAGGUACAAAGCUUGUGACUUUUUUUGGUUAUUUUGUUAAGGGUAUUACUCUGUUGAUAAUGAUGCAGUCCAAGUGUUUGUUGGUUUGCCUGUGUGAAGUUGGUGUGGGUUGUUGUUGACAGAGGAGAGGAGGGGGGAAAAGAAAUGUUUGGAAUGGAAUAGUUAGGUAGCUUUGUUAACUCUGGCAAGCAAGCCAGAGUAGAAGAAAAUGAAUUGGCAUUAAGUUUAGGUUUGACAAAAUAAGCAAACUUGGAGGUUUUAUCUUUUUUGGGGGUUCCAUUAUUGAUCUUGGGUUUGAAUUAUUCUGCCCAUUCUGCAGCUAUUCUGUUCCCCGGAAUUAGAUCCGUUAGCAUGUAUAUGUAGAUGUGGGUUUUGAUCAUUCUUGUUUGGUUGCUGUGAAAUUGUUGGAAGAAGACAAAUUGUAAAGGAAAACACUUUCUUUUUUCCUAUCAUUUGUUGUAAAAGUUUGGAUCUUUGGCCAUCAAAAGAGGGAAAAGGAAAAGUUCGAAUCAUUGGUCACAUAUCUUGAGAGCCUAGUGGCACCGCCACCUUCAAGAGUGGCCAGAUUGGGCUUACCUGUACUGUAGUGUAAGUAUCUAUCUUUGCUCAACGAGAUGGUUUACAGAUGAGCUUGAGCUUCCAUCAUUAAUGCAGAGAAGAUUACUUGUUGAUCAUGCACUGAGAGCCAUUAAAUACAUGCCUACGUUAUGUGUUUAUGUGUGUCAUUGUAAAGAAAUGUCAUUUUCUUCAUUUAAUUUCUUGCCUUAUUUCCCAGCUACCAUGAAUCAUGUUAAAAUCAUGACUUCUUCUUUGGUUCAGUUUUGCAGGUUAACUUGAGCCUUCUGGCAUCACCCUUCUCUUCCAUUCCAUCAACCAAAUUUAGCAGCUUCUGAUUCUUUAGCUGAGUCUUAGAUCAGAAGAAGGCAAAAUGAUGCAGAAGCCACCACAGAAUGUGGACUUUGCACUCAAGGAGACCUCCCCAAAAAUUGGGGCAGGAGCCAUAGCAAGCGACAAGCUAGCCUCAACUUAUGAUCUCGUCGAGCAAAUGCAGUAUCUCUACGUCCGAGUGGUGAAAGCACGAGACUUGCCUUCCAAAGAUGUCACUGGGGGUUGCGAUCCUUAUGUUGAGGUCAAGCUUGGAAACUACAAAGGAAUCACAAGGCACUUUGAGAAGAAGUCAAACCCUGAAUGGAACCAAGUCUUCGCCUUCUCGAAGGACAGAAUCCAAGCAUCGGUUCUCGAAGUCACAGUGAAGGAUAAAGAUGUUGUUGUAGAUGACUUGAUUGGCAGAAUGAUGUUCGAUCUCAAUGACAUCCCGAAGAGGGUCCCACCAGACAGCCCAUUGGCCCCACAAUGGUAUAGGCUCGAGGAUCGGCACGGGAAUAAAGUGAAGAAUGGUGAGCUAAUGCUUGCUGUUUGGAUGGGGACUCAAGCUGAUGAAGCAUUCUCCGAUGCUUGGCAUUCCGAUGCAGCAACUGUGGGCCCAGAUGGUGUGGCAAACAUCAGGUCCAAGGUAUAUCUCUCACCCAAGCUAUGGUAUGUGAGAGUGAAUGUGAUUGAAGCUCAAGACUUGAUACCUAACGAUAAGACCAGGUUCCCUGAACCUUAUGUGAAAGUCCAGUUAGGAAACCAGCUGAUGAGAACUAGAAUAUGCCCAACCAAGACGAUUAAUCCGAUGUGGAAUGAGGAUCUAGUGUUUGUGGUAGCCGAGCCCUUUGAGGAGCCCAUGAUUUUGUCUUUAGAAGAUAGAAUAGCUCCCAACAAAGAUGAUACCUUGGGGAGAUGUGUCAUUCCGUUGCAGCUAGUCCAAAGAAGGCUUGACCACAAGCCGGUGAACACAAGAUGGUUCAACCUCGAGAAGCAUGUGAUUGUGGAUGGUGAGAAGAAAGAGACCAAAUUUGCUAGCAGGAUUCAUUUAAGAGUCUGUUUGGAAGGAGGGUACCAUGUUUUGGAUGAAUCAACACAUUACAGUAGUGAUCUUAGACCAACUGCUAAGCAGCUGUGGAAAACCAAUAUCGGCAUCUUGGAAGUUGGAGUCCUGAGUGCAGUUGGAUUAUCACCCAUGAAGUCGAAAGAUGGGCGAGGGACCACUGAUGCUUACUGUGUGGCGAAGUACGGGCAGAAAUGGGUGAGAACAAGGACUAUUGUCGACUGCUUUACACCGAAAUGGAACGAGCAAUACACGUGGGAGGUCUUUGAUCCUUGCACCGUGAUCACCGUAGGCGUCUUUGACAAUGGACAUCUGAAUGGAGGGUCUGGAAGAGAUUCAAGGAUUGGGAAAGUGAGGAUUCGACUCUCCACACUCGAGACCGAUCGAGUGUACACGCAUGCUUACCCUCUAUUAGUCCUACACCCUUCAGGAGUGAAGAAAAUGGGUGAGCUUCAACUAGCUGUGAGGUUCACCUGCUCAUCAUUGAUCAACAUGCUUCACCUGUACUCACACCCUUUGCUCCCCAAGAUGCACUACAUCCACCCAUUAUCGGUUAUGCAGCUGGACAUCUUAAGGCACCAAGCUAUACAGAUAGUAUCGAUGAGGUUGAAUCGAGCCGAACCACCACUGAGGAAGGAAAUCGUCGAGUACAUGCUUGAUGUCGAUUCACACAUGUGGAGCAUGAGAAGGAGCAAAGCUAACUUCUUUAGGAUCAUGAAUGUCUUGGGUGGGUUGAUAGCCGUGGGGAGAUGGUUUGACCAGAUAUGCAACUGGAAGAACCCUAUAACCACAGUUUUAAUCCACAUCCUCUUCAUCAUUUUAGUUCUCUACCCUGAGCUAAUCUUGCCUACUAUCUUCCUUUACCUCUUUCUCAUCGGGAUAUGGAACUAUCGGUGGAGGCCAAGGCACCCACCUCAUAUGGACACCAGACUCUCACACGCCGAUGCUUGCCACCCAGACGAGCUGGACGAGGAGUUCGACACAUUCCCCACCAGCAGGCCAUCUGAUAUCGUGAGGACGAGGUAUGAUCGUCUGAGGAGCAUUGCAGGGAAAGUUCAGACCGUGGUGGGUGACCUGGCUACUCAGGGGGAGAGGUUUCAGUCGCUGUUGAGCUGGAGGGAUCCAAGAGCCACAACUUUGUUUGUGACAUUCUGCUUGAUUGCUGCUGUCGUGCUGUACGUGACGCCGUUUCAGGUCGUGGGGCUUCUGAUUGGGAUCUAUGUGCUGAGGCAUCCCAGGUUCCGGCACAAGCUUCCUUCUGUUCCUCUCAACUUCUUCAGGAGGCUGCCUGCAAGGUCUGACAGCAUGCUUUGACGUCGAUACAUUCCGCCUUUCUGGGAUCAUAAUGUAACAAGCUGAGCUGCCUUUAGUUGUAGGUUUUGUGUCUGGACAUUGUGUUCUCUUCUUCUUGCUGUCUGAGAAAUUCAGGUUGUUUUAUUGUAAUCUAUAGCUAGUUGUGACAUUGGUUGAUCAUUUGCAGGUUUCAGCUUUGAAUAUGCAGUAAGUUCUAGUUCUGCACACUGUCAUUCUGGUUGAUAGUUCAGACAUGGUCUCCAACUAUGUUGUUACUGAAAAUGCUAAGAGAAGUGACCGAUGUCACCAUUGUUAUUUGUUAUGUGACACAAUACACAGAGAUACCCAUGUCGGAUCUGGAUCCCGAUUCGAAUUAGCUAGGAGUAUAAAUUGUGAUACUCUACCGUUGAUAUCUGGGUACGUUUGCGAUUAGGAUUCUGUUUCAGGGUCGUGGGCGGACUUCUGAUUGGGAUCCAUGUGCCUGCAAGGUCUGAUGGCAAGCUUUGAUGAUGAGGAAGAUUAAAGCUUUUUUAAGGGAUCAAAACGGAACAAGCUGAUAAAGUACCAAUUAUUACAUUCGUUCAUUUUUAGGUCUCAGCUUCAGUGUGAGCCUGUGAGGAGAGUUUAUGUUCCUUGGUUUCAGGUUGGGAAGAACGGAGUAACCAAGCAAAAUGUCCAUAUGGGGUACUUAUUAAUGCAUCAUUUUUAUUUUCAACCAUUUACCCAUUUUUUUCGGAUAGUGCACGGUGACGUAGUCGAAAUUUCAUCUUAGAUAGGUAUAUUUAAAAAAAAACACUAUAAAAUAGUUUUUAUUUAAACUUUUUAUCAUUCAUGAUAUAGUCUUAUAUUUGGAAAAAAUUUGAGGAGUUAAAGUACAUUAGUAGUUGAAAGCAUCGAGCAUGCCACUCUCUAUGUACCAAACAAUUAUUCAAGAUUUAGUUAGUAGCUCGAUUUUAAAUGGUAAUCUCUGUAACUAUUUAGUAUCAAUAACGCGUAUAGUUGGUAAUCUCUAUAUCAAACAAUUAUAUCAUUUAUUAAUAGGACCCCUCAAAAGAAAGUCAACUUUAAUUUGCUUGAAGUUUGCACAUAAAUUUACUCACCCUAAUUAUAAUUUUCAAAACUAUUAUAUCUAAUUUACUCAUUUCAUCCCAAACAUUGAUGGAUCCCAAGACCCACUCUGAUACACUCUCCCUCCGAUCCUGAUUGUGCAAGAGACUAAAAUACACACUUGCUCUAAAC